Molecule: messenger RNA, 966 nt
Organism: Penicillium pulvis
Lineage: Eukaryota; Fungi; Ascomycota; Eurotiomycetes; Eurotiales; Aspergillaceae
Exons: 6
Coding region: 1-966 (321 amino acids)
Cellular component (GO): nucleus; cytoplasm; ribonucleoprotein complex
Molecular function (GO): mRNA binding
Source: RefSeq, a predicted model, not a curated record
AUGACGGAGGUUUCGUCGACCCGACUGUAUCUCGGGAACCUUCCCCGCAAUGUUACCAAGCAGGACAUCGAGGAACAUUUCAGUACCCAUGGGUCUGGUAAGAUCACGGAAAUCAAGCUGAUGAACGGCUUCGGCUUCAUCGAGUACGAGGAUGCCAUGGACGCCCGUGAUGUUGUACCUGCUUUUCGUACGUCACGUUUCCUCGAAUACUACCUACAUCAUAUUAACACCGCAACAGAUGGCAGCGACUUCAAGGGUGAACGAUUGACUGUGCAGUUUGCUCGUGGCCCCCGGCGCAAGGAGAACUUCCCUGGUCCACCGGACCGCCCCACCGCUCCUCGUCCACGCCGUACCAUGUUCCGGAUGCAGAUCUCUGGUCUUCCAGAAACAAGUUGGCAGGAUCUAAAAGACUUCGCCCGCCAGUCUGGACUGGACGUUGUCUACUCGGAAACCGGCCGCGAACAAGGAAAAGGGUUUGUUGAGUUCGAGACAGCCAACGACCUGAAGACUGCCGUGGAAAAGCUGGAUCAACGCGAGUUCAAAGGCGCUGUUGUGUCCUGCAUUUCGGAUAUCCAGACCAACUUUGAUGACCGUCCCUUCCGAGACCCCUAUCGGUCUCGCUCCCCACGUCGGGCCUACCCUCCCAUGGAAGAAUAUGACAGAAGGUUCCCAGCACCCCGUGGAUACAGCCCUCGGGAUCACUACCGGGAGCGAUCGCCCAUUCCCAUGCGACGGGACUAUUAUGAUCGAGAGGGCUAUGGACGCCGCACUCCUCCUCCGCCACGGCCUCGGUUGGAAGACUACCCACCACCGCGCCGUCCCUACGAUGACCCUUAUGAUGCCCGGCCUCCGCCUCCGCCCCCGCGUCACUAUGAGGACCCAUAUCUUGCGGCGCGGCCCUAUGGCCGUCCCCGUACUCCUCCCCGAAGUGACUACGUUGGUUAUGAUCGCCCUCGCUACUGGUAG